AUGACUUCGGCUGAUAUAAUUCCUGUAUUUGCUUUGGUGCUGUGGCAUUUGGCAUCAGCAGGUCCUGUGCCCACGAAUGAGUGUGUGUUGUCACCUGUCAACAGCUCCCACCCUGUUCAAGCCUUGCUGGAGAGCUUUACUGUCUUAUCCGGCUGUGCAAGUCAAGGAACUGCUGGGUUACCACAGGAAGUUCAUGUUCUCAAUCUGCGAAGUCCAGAAGAAGGCAUCGGCCACCAUGAAAGAGAGGUCACCUUACAUUUGAACCCAAUUUCUUCCAUUCAUAUUCACCAAAAGCCGUUGGUGUUUCUUUUGAAUUCUCCAGUGCCUUUGGUGUGGAAGGUAAAAACCGAAAGGCUUGCCCCUAGGAUUUCAAGGUUUUUCUAUGUUUCUGCAGGUUCUAUUGUGCUUUUUGAAAAAGAAAACUUCUCUUUGUCAGCAAAGAUAGAAGAAAGGCCUCUCCCUCAAGGAAACAGGCUUCUUUUACAGUGGGCCCAAAAGGCAUAUGGGGCAGUAACGUCUUUCACUGAGCUCAAAAUAUCCAAAAAUGUUUACAUCAAAGUGGGUGAAGAUCAGUUUUUCCCUGCAGCAUGCAAUAUAGAAAAGAAUUUUAUUUCCCUGAACUAUCUUGCGGGAUACGUGCAACCAAAGCCAGCAGAAGGGUGCAUCAUCUCCAACAGUGACCAAGGAAAAGAAGUUCAUAUAAUUGAGCUAAUUACCCCAGACUCCAAUCCAUACAGUGCUUUCCAGGUGGAUAUCAUCAUUGACAUUAGACCAUCUAGGCCAGACAUCACACUUGUCAGAGACCUUGUGCUUAUCCUCAAGUGUAGAAAAUUUGUCAAUUGGGUCAUGAAGUCACAUGACGUUAAGGGGCAACUGGAAGUGAUUGCAGCGAAUAGUGUUGGCUUUGGAAAAGAAUCUGAGCGCUCUAUGACGAUGACUAAAACCAUAAUAUCUGAUAUUCCGUCCUCUCAUGAAAGCUUGAUUACAUGGGCUUAUGACCAUGGCUACAGUCCAGUCACUUCCUAUACAAAAGCGCCUGUUGCUAAUAGAUUCCAUCUACGGCUCGAAGACACUGAAGAAAUGAAUGAUGAGGAGGACCAUUAUCUUCCACCGGAACUGAAGGAACUGCUGCGUAUUGGUAACCCAAUGCCUGCUCCAAUCCCACCCUUGAGCGAUGGUGUUAGUUUUCCUUUCCACUUCAAUAGAGAGCAUGGCAAGCAUGAAGGAACCCUGCCAUCAACAGAUAUGCUGGACGCAAUAGACGGCAUUGAGCAGCUACUUCCGAAGAACAAAGAACCAGAAGAAGUGCAGGGCAGCGUUGAUGUCGCCCUGUCGGUAAAAUGUGAUGACACCUCAAUGACUGUAGCAGUUGCAAAAGACUCACUGGAGGCUAGUGGUUACAUUGGGACACAGCUGUCACUGUCGGAUCCCACAUGUAAAGCUAAGAUGAAUAGAACCCAUUUCAUUUUGGAGUCGUCUCUGCAGGAGUGUGGAACAAGACAGAUAGCCUACACCCUGGAUAACAUUGUGUAUCUGAACUCUAUUGUUAUUAAGCUGUCUGCGCCAACUGAAACCAGUGGCUGGCCAACUGAUUAUGAAGACAUGGAAUCGGGGGAUAAUGGAUUCCCAGGUGACACUGACGAAACAGACACCACUUUUUCCAGCCGGCCCGAAAUUGUUGUGUUCAAUUGCACAAUCCGUCAACCAAAAGCUCCUAAUCCUCCCAUGCACUGGCCACCUGAAGCACGUAUGAGCAAUGUGUCCUUCAGCAUGGAACUUUACAAAACAGAUCUCUUCCAUAUCCCAACUCAAGGGAUUUUCUCUGUGGCAGAGAAUGGCCAGAUUUUUGUUGAGGUUUCUGUGACCAAGGCUGACAGAUCUCUGGGCUUUGCAAUUCAGACUUGCUUUAUCUCUCCAUCUUCAUACCCGGAUAAGAUGUCAGAAUAUAUAAUUAUAGAAAACAUCUGUCCUAAAGAUGAAUCUGUAAAAUUCUACAACAUCCCCAGGGCUAAUUUCCCUAUACCACAUGCCCUAACUGACAAAAAGCGGUUUAGCUUCAUGUUCCGAUCCGUAUUCAACACCUCCCUUCUCUUUCUGCACUGUGAAGUAACCUUAUGUACAAAGAAAGAAAGAGAUACUCAAGGAUUGGCCAAGUGCAUACCUCCAGAUGAAGCCUGCACCUUUCUCAGUGCUGAUAUGAUCCUAGCCAUGAUGCCAAAUAAGAAAACCUUCACCAAACCCCUCGCUGUAGUAACUCUUAAAGGGAAGCCAGAAGAUAAAUCUCCUUCUAGCUCGAAACCUCCUGAACAACCUGGCUUCUAUGGUCUGGACACUCUGACGGUUGUGGGCAUUGCCUUUGCAGCCUUUGUGAUUGGCGCACUGCUGACAGGAGCAUUAUGGUUCAUCUAUUCUCACACAGGAGAACCGGCAGGAAGACAGCAGGUACCUACAUCCCCACCAGCCUCCGAGAACAGCAGUGCAGCCCACAGUAUUGGCAGCACACAAAGCACCCCCUGUUCCAGUAGCAGCACAGCCUAACCAAAGGGGUGGGAUGCAAGUCCAAGGAGCAGCAUAGGAGCGCAGAGGUUCAAAUGGAGCUGUUUGAGGUCACUUGCUUUGGAAGGACUGGUUUGGAUUCUUUGGCAGGGAUUUCCUUUGAGGUUUUUUUUUCCUUUUUCUGGAUAAACACAGUCCUUGAACCUCUUGCAGCAAGCUAGACUCACACAUGACAAAGCUACUAUUUAUGCGCAGCCGUGGGUUGUGUAAAAGGGUCCACUGGCUCUCAAUGUGAAACACAAGCCAGUUUUCUUUUUCCAUACGUGCUGCUUUGUCUCUGCAGAAUCACAACAUUGGCUUCCGAAACUGUCGGUGACACGAGGUGUCUGUAAAGGGAUUUCAGCCUCAUAAGCUGGGGGAAAGAUUUAUUCCCCCCCCCCUUUCCCUUAAAUAAAGGGAUUCCAUCUCAUCAGAACAGGAAAGUUUGAUGGACAGAGCAACUUGCUUUUAAGAUCACUGAUUGUUCCUCAGCUACAUGCUGUCAUUUCACAGAAGCUUCUGUUUAUUAGUGGUAUUGGUGUUCGGCUUGACUUGGCGCGCAGCGUUUUGCCUGCUGUCAUGUUGCCUGCAGCUUGGGAUGUUUUGUUUUCCCCAAGUUUCGCCCUCUGGUAGCAAGAAGAAUUGGGGGGGGGAAACAUUCCUGUACAAAACAAUGGAUUUUAAAUUGUUUGAUUAGAUGUUUCGAGUGACUCGUGUGUGCGCAUUAAUGCAUCUAGGCAUUCCUUGAUGCAAGCCUCUUUGGAUCCACAAUGCCGUAUAUUAUCCUAAGGCAGUUCCCAAAUGUUUUGUUAAUGGGAGCCAGCACUGCAGUCUUGUCUUUGUUCAAGAACAUAAUGGCUAGUUUGUCUUCUAAGCCUUUACACUACAGUGUGCAUUACCUGCUACUGGUAGUUUCACAAUUGACAUAUGAGGCACCAGUGGCCCCUUUCAUCUGUGUGUGCAGUGCUGUCCCCAGGGUUUAAGGCCUAACUAGAUGAUCCUCUGGGAGUUCUGCAUCAGGAGUUCCUGGAGUUGUUUUCCUCCCUCUCUCUUUUUUUAAAAAAGGCUCUUGCCAGGCGAGCAGGCCACUGAUUUAGGCCAGGAUUGGGGAGGGGGGGAGCCUUUCCCCUGCACCAUGCUUCCAGUCUAAAACAACCUGGGAUGCAGUAUGCCCCACUGGGAAAACCUAUAUGUACUGGUAUCAGUAAGCUUUUCCCACAAGGCAAAUAGUGUCCUUCAAACCAAUUUUAGCUUGUGAAAAAGGCACAUCAGGCCGCUUUAAAAAAAACCCUCCCCUCACACCAUGGUCCUGGUCUGAAUCUGGUCCCCACAUGUCUGCCAAGAAACAUUUUUUAAAAUGCUGAGAUCUCCUCUUACAGAACUCCCAGAGUACCAUCUAUCAGGCCUUCAGUAAACAAGGGAUACUCUGCCCACCCUCCUAACACACAUCUGAGUACCAUGUGCACGUGUAGAACUCUAAGAUGAGGUAAUUAAGAAGUUAGCUGUACUACAAUGCCAUAUGUGCAUGGUUAUCAUUAUAUGUAUUUGUGGUUGUGUAUUAUUGGCCAGGUUUGAGCCUUUGGCACAUCUGGAUAUACACAAAAGAUGUAGAAAUGGUCAAAAAUACCAGAAGAUUCAGGAAAGAAAAUAGCUGCAAAGGCAGAUCUGGGGUUUUGACCAUGUACUUUGAACACUGUCAAUUGGGGGUGAAUGUUGUGUUGAGUCAUAGUAAUUUAGAAACACGUUCUUCUUAGUCAGUGCACCAAGCAAGGACUGCUUGUGAAAUAUGAGCAUUUCCAGCACCCAGAUGGGUCCACAUUUGAGGCUGACCCAUAACAUAGAUAAAGAUAUCCCCAUCUUUUUUCAUUUGGCAGAUGAUUUUAAUAAUUUAGCUUGAAUUCCACUCCAUACAAAUGUGCUACAUUAUCAACAGCUAGCUUUUGUUAUUUCAAGGACGUAGGUCAAGGCUGCGUUCUCUGUGCUUCCAGAAUCUUCCCAAAGCUUUAUGAAGAUUUUGUUUUUAAUGCUCCAUAGGAGAAAGCUAUCCAGCGGAUUGUUUUUGUGUGACUCAUAUAUAAGAAUGAAAGGACUGCUUAAAAGACCCUCUGUGUUUCGCAUCAAAUUGCUAGUUAGUCAUCUCAGCAUUGCAAUUGGAUAUAUCCCAAAGUACUGUUUGGAAUACAAAAUGGCCACCCAGUACUAAUUUUCAGAAUAAUCAUUAGUACCCUUGCCUUCUCCAAGCCUUACCAUAUAUCCCAAAUGAAAACGGGGGUCCUGUUUGAAACAGCAGGUAUAUUGUGUUGUCACUUUGAGAACCAAAACAUAGUUUUCUGAUUCUGCCUUGCUGCAAGCAAAAUGAGCAGAGCUUUCCCUUUGCAGGCUAGCAAAGGCUCUGUUCGUAUUACCUUCAGUGGAGAUUGCUCCCCUUCCCCCCUUUCUGUAGCAGAAUAAGUUUAAUUUUGCUAGAGCAACAAAAAGUUUGGUUUGCAGUAGGAUUCUAAUAAAAUAAAAUAAAGUCCAUGUGCCCAAUCAAGCUGAGUAACAUCAGUUCAACCAGUGUUCCCCGUUUAUAUUAAUAUCAGUGGAUAAUCAGACUUCAAAAUGCAUUUAAGAUCUGUCAGAGAAUAUGUGGUUUGGGCAGGAGAACAGAGUUGUGCCUUUAAUUAGGUGCUUAAAUAUGGUUUGAAUGUAGUCCUGUAAACACUUCCACACAAAGCUAACUUUGGGCCCAAUUCCUUAGACUGGCUAGCUCAGCUCUAACUGUGCAAAGGAUCCUGGGGAAGCGAAAGCGGAGGCAGGGGAAUGUGAAUGCGCCACAUCAUCCCCUUUUGUUCAAGGGGAGGCAGAUUACUACAAUCUGAGGCCAAUCGCAAAGGCCCUUCUGCUGCUCUUGUAACAAGGCUGCAGAUGGAUCCAGCCAAGUUUGCUAAUCCAGCAAGCCAGCCCUGUGUGCUCAUACACUUUAAACAGUGAUUAAUUUGCUGCAAGCAGCAAAAUCCAAAACAAAAGCCAAGUAAUACCUUUUAUUAGGACAACUCCAAAUAUCACAAGCAGUAGAGUCCAGUAGUACCUUAAAGACAGUGACUCACGAAAGUUCAUAC
Messenger RNA from Gekko japonicus, 5636 nucleotides. RefSeq names its product transforming growth factor beta receptor III (gene TGFBR3). The record is from RefSeq and is a predicted model, not a curated record. The coding region runs from base 1 to 2538 and encodes 845 amino acids. The transcript has 16 exons. NCBI's taxonomy places the organism in Eukaryota, Metazoa, Chordata, Lepidosauria, Squamata, Gekkonidae.